GGAGGGCGGAGGCGCGCGCGGCGGUUGCUGACGCCGGCUUUGCUGUGAACUGUGGAUCCGCGUCCUGGAAGCUGAGGAAGCUGCGAUCACCUGGCUAGAAUUCGGCGUCUGACGCUGGUCGACUUGAGCUGGCCACGCCUUUCCCGUCAGGGAGACGGCCAGUCCAGCGUGACACCCCAGCGAUGGAGGUCACGGACCACGAGCUGGAUCCGAACACCCACCAUGAAAUGGGGAAGGGCAGCGAGGACCAGGAGGCGCGAGGUACACCUCGCGGCGAGAAGCUGGACAUGCUGUUCGAAGUAGAUGACACGCCACCAUGGUACUACUGCGUAGUUCUGGGAUUUCAGCAAUACCUGACGAUGUUCGGAAGCACCGUCUCCAUCCCCCUGAUCAUCACGCCAAGCAUGUGUAUGGACGAGAGCGACCCUGCUCGGGGCUACGUGAUCGGCACUAUUCUCUUUGUUUCCGGCAUCGUCACUCUACUGCAAGUCACGUUCGGCGUCAGGCUGUCGAUCGUUCAGGGCGGCAACUUCUCCUUCUUGACGCCGACGCUGACGCUGCUGAGCCUGCCGCAGUGGAAGUGCCCCGACCCGGCGAUGCGGGCGCUGCUCUCGGACGACGAGCGCUACGAGCUCUGGUCGUCGCGCAUGCGCGAGGUCCAGGGCGCCAUUGCAGUGUCGGCCAUCUUCCAGAUCGUGCUCUCCUUCGGCGGGGUGAUUGGCCUGCUGUUGAAGAUCAUCACGCCGCUCACCAUCGUGCCCACAAUCGCCAUGGUCGGCCUGGCCCUGUUCCAAGAGGCCAAGAAGAAGGCCGCCACCCACUGGGGUGUCUCCGUACUAACGAUGUUGGUGGUGAUUCUGUGCAGCCAGUACCUGCGUAACGUCACGCUGCCGGUGCCGCGCUGCCGCCGAGGCGACGCCGACGGCUCCCAGCGCCGCGCCCUGCGCGUGCCCAUCUUCAAACUGUUCCCGAUUUUGUUCGGCAUCGGCAUCAGCUGGGUGUUCUGCGCCAUCCUCACAGUCAGCGAGGUGUUGCCGCCCGACUCGCCGGCUCGCACUGACCUGCGCACCUCUGCGCUGUACGAGGCGGCCUGGUUCCGGCUGCCGUACCCGGGCCAGUGGGGCACGCCGACCGUGCAUGCCGGCCCCGUGUUCGGCAUGCUCGCAGGCGUGAUCGCCUCCAUCGUUGAGUCGAUCGGUGACUACUACGCCUGCGCCAAGAUAUCCGGCGCGCCGCCGCCGCCCGUGCAUGCUAUCAACCGCGGCAUCGCCAUGGAGGGGAUUGGCUGUGCGCUGGCCGGCAUAUUCGGCACUGGCAACGGCACCACCAGCUACAGCGAGAACAUCGGCGCCAUCGGAAUCACCAAGGUGGCCAGUCGGCGCGUGCUCCAGUGGGGCGCGGUGAUCAUGAUGCUGUUUGGUAUGACCGGCAAGUUCGGGGCCCUCUUCAUCACCAUGCCGGAGCCCAUUGUCGGUGGCAUGUUCAUCAUCAUGUUCUCGAUGAUCACAGCUGUCGGAUUUUCUUCUCUUCAGUUCGUCGACCUCAAUUCCUCUAGAAAUUUGUUCGUGCUCGGAUUUUCUAUACUUUUUGCAUUGAUUCUGCCCACCUACAUGUCGGAGCACAAGGACGCCGUGCGGACGGGCAGCGACACAUUCGACCAGAUCCUGUAUGUGCUGCUCAGCACCAGCAUGUUCGUGGGCGGCUUUCUCGGCUGCGUACUGGACAACACGAUCCCGGGCACGGACGAGGAGCGGGGCGUGCUGCGCUGGCGGCAGCAGUCCGCCAUGUCUGACACCACUGCCCCCAUCACCACCUACGACCUGCCGUUCGGCAUGUCCAAGAUCCGCAGCUGGAACUGGACCCGCUACGUACCCGUGAGCCCCACCUUCCGAGGCUUCCCGCCCUGCCGACUGGGCAGGUGCCGGCGACGGGUAGCGCCCAACGGCGACGUUCGACAGCAGGAGGAGGUCACUCGCGUGUGACGCCCCUGGCCAGCCCGGCCUGCCAACGAUCUGGGGACAGGUCACACGCGCGUGUGACGUCCCUGGCUAGCCCGGCCGGCCGACGAUCUGGGGACAGGAGGAAACCACACGCGUGUUUAACGCCCUGGCAAGUCCGGACGGCUCAUAGUAUGGGGACAGGAGGUCACGCGCGUGUGGCGCCCGUGGCUAGUCCGGCCGGUCAAUGUCAGGGGAUAGAAGGUCACACGUGUGUAGCGCCCGUGGCUAGCCCGGCCGGUCGAUGCCAGAGGACAGGAGGUCACACGCGUGUAACACUCCAGGUCAGCCCAACCGACUUCGGUCUGGAGACGGGAGGUCACGCUCGUGCGAUGCCACUCGCAGCUCCUGAGUGGCGAGUAUUUGUGUACCACAUGUACGGACGUCAGGUACAGUCAUGUCAGCCCGAGGGUGAUGGGUGUAGUCUGCCGAAGACGCAUAACUAAUCGUAGCCGAAUGGUAAUCCAGUGUCAUGCUCAGUGUGUGCAUCCAAACUAAUACGGCAAUGUACCGCCUCAAUGGCGUGGCAGGUGGCCUGGGAGCCCGCUCGGACACGGACUGUCGCGGGACAAGCAAAGCGACAAUGUACCAUCUGUAUCACUGUUUUUAUCGAAUGACCGUUAGCUGGGAUCACAAACCUGACAUCCUGACUGCAACGAGUUUUUCUCAUUGCAUUAUGUUAUGUACUCGUUCAGUUUGUGUUAAUGCCUUUGAAGGGCCUUUAGCGGACAAAACGGUGACCUCCGCUCAAGUGGAGCCAUAUGUUCAUCAUGUGGCACUUGUUUUCAUAUGUAUGGCCAGUGGUGGAAUAUAUGUGAGCACCGCUAG
Pollicipes pollicipes is the source of this 2825-nucleotide messenger RNA. Its product is annotated as solute carrier family 23 member 2. NCBI's taxonomy places the organism in Eukaryota, Metazoa, Arthropoda, Thecostraca, Pollicipedomorpha, Pollicipedidae. Gene Ontology annotation, cellular component: membrane. Gene Ontology annotation, molecular function: transmembrane transporter activity. Gene Ontology annotation, biological process: transmembrane transport. The record is from RefSeq and is a predicted model, not a curated record. The transcript is spliced from 15 exons. The coding region runs from base 183 to 1982 and encodes 599 amino acids.